Messenger RNA from Neoarius graeffei (lesser salmon catfish), 2035 nucleotides. It is a transcript of the gene slc16a13, whose product is annotated as solute carrier family 16 member 13. Bases 205 to 1698 code for a protein of 497 amino acids. The record is from RefSeq and is a predicted model, not a curated record. The transcript has 7 exons. Lineage: Eukaryota; Metazoa; Chordata; Actinopteri; Siluriformes; Ariidae. Gene Ontology annotation, biological process: monocarboxylic acid transport; transmembrane transport. Gene Ontology annotation, molecular function: monocarboxylic acid transmembrane transporter activity.
GUCCCGACAUGCGCGCGCAUCAGAGAGCUGUACCGCACCGGGAGCAUGCGCGGUCGUGAGGGCAACAAAAGCGCUGUCUUUCCUACAGCCUUGGAAAAUGCUGUUGCUGUUCAAUGAUGGCAAGUUUUCAGUGAUUGUGCUGCAGCUUUGCUCCUGUCUCCCUUUACAGUGAUCUCACUGACAUCUACAGAGCAACAAGUAGUGAUGGCUAUGCAGCAGGAGAAAAAACACCAGCCAGUCAGGCAUGUAGAAGCUCCAGAUGGAGGUUGGGGCUGGAUGGUGGUGGUUGCAUUCUUUAUGGUUUCAGCCCUGGUUUUUGGGCUAAUCCGCAGCCUAGGGGUUUUCUUUGUUGAGUUUGUUCAGUACUUUGGGGAGAGCGCACAGGCUGUUUCCUGGAUAACCUCCAUAGGAGUGGCCAUGCAGCAGUUACUGAGUCCUAUAGGCACCGCUGCUUGUAACGCAUAUGGGGCUCGUCCUGUUGUUAUGUUGGGAGGCUUUCUUUCUGGACUAGGACUCAUUCUGGCUUCUCAAGCUACAACACUCCCGCACCUCUACCUGACCAUGGGACUCCUUACAGGGUCAGGAUGGGCUCUAGUUUUUACCCCUACAAUAGCCUCUGUGAUGCAGUAUUUCAGCACACGGCGUUCUCUAGCUAUGGGCCUUGGCUUCACAGGUGUGGGUUUAUCCUCCUUUGCAUUCUCUCCACUUUUCCAGUACCUGGUUCAGUUUUAUGGGUGGCGUGGGUCACUCCUGAUUCUCGGUGGUCUCAGCUUCAACAUGGUGGUCAGCGGUGCCCUUAUUCGACCACUCAGACCCACUAUAGUUGUGGGAAGGAGUAAAAGCAACAGCGUGUCAUACAGCAGUAGGUCUUUCUUUUCCCGCUCCUGUGAGUAUUUUGAGCUGUCACUGCUCUUGCACCGAGGCUUCCUCACCUACAGUUUGGCUGUCACAUGCUUCAACGCUGGGUACUUUAUUCCAUAUGUCCACCUUGUGGCCCACAGUCGCCUUGUGGGCUUCAGCGAAUUCCAGGCUGCGUUUGUCAUUUCCAGCACGGGUGUGACAGACAUUGUGGGGCGUGUGGUGUCCGGCUGGACCUCCGAUUUGCAGCGCGUGCGCUCGCUCCACCUACUGACCAUAUGGACGGCUUUAGUGGGUUUGUUCCUCCUGCUGCUGCCCCUCUGCUCACUGCAAGGAAACUAUGUGGGUCUGCUGACAGUCAGCCUGGCAUAUGGCUUCUGUGCCGGUGCCAUGACCCCACUGGUGUUUUCUGUUUUGCCAGAGAUUGUGGGCAUGGAACGCAUGGUCAGUGCACUUGGGCUCCUGCAGUUUAUUGAGAGUGUUGGAGGCCUGCUAGGAGCUCCACUGUCAGGCUGGUUGCGGGACCUCACAGGUUCCUACACAUGUUCCUUUGCCGUAGCUGGUGGAUUUCUCAUCUUGGGUACCAUAAUAACAGCGACUCUUCCUCAUUUCUGUUCCUGUACCAACCCCCCACCCCUAUCACCAAAGAAGACCAAAAAUGAGUCAACUGACGACGAGCUAGUUAAACAGGUUUUAUCCUUGGAUUCCACAGAAAAUAUACAAAACACAGACAGGAUUUCAGAAACACUUCCAUCUCAGAACCACAUCACAGAACCAGGUCUGGAAGUGGAAGACACACCUCUAAGUGCAAACCGGACAGAAGAUGGGGCUAAUUGUUGAUCGGCUUCGUGGAGCAGUAAGGGCUUGCCACAGGAUUUACAUUGACUAAGGAUACUGAUUUUUUUUUUUUUUGCUGCUGCUUAUUCUUUUUAUUGUGAACGACCUCAUUAUGGGACAACAUUUACAAAGAAAGUAAAGUAGCAGGUAAAUAUAAACCUGACAGAAAGAACCAUCGUCAAAAAUUGUAUACCACCACAGUUCCCUUUAGGAAUAAAAUUCAAGCCAGAAAAGUGCCAGUUUUUAGUUUCAGACACAUUCUUCUUUCUUAGAAACCUUGUUUGUUCACUGUUAUUGUUUCUUUGCAUCUAAACCAGCAUUGUAGACUGGUAUGCUGCAU